Messenger RNA from Orbicella faveolata, 4658 nucleotides. Its product is annotated as cytochrome P450 3A24-like. Gene Ontology annotation, molecular function: iron ion binding; oxidoreductase activity, acting on paired donors, with incorporation or reduction of molecular oxygen; steroid hydroxylase activity. The record is from RefSeq and is a predicted model, not a curated record. NCBI's taxonomy places the organism in Eukaryota, Metazoa, Cnidaria, Anthozoa, Scleractinia, Merulinidae.
GAAAGCAUAAUCGCUGCAGACCAAAGAACGACUUAAGGUCAUGCUGAUUACAACUGCGAUCAAACGACUAUUGCAUUGUUAGCAGUAUGAGAAAACCCUGCCAUGCGAGACAGAGAUUCCCUUCUCAGCUUCUGCUCGGGUAAGAGACGAGAGGGAACCUCUGCUCUUAAGCACUUGGGACGAAUAAUUCAAUAAACUUACAAUACUGGUUUUUAACAAAUUUUAACCGGUUUAAAACCACCUCUCGUCUCUCAUCAAGCAGAAAGAGAAGGGAAUCUCUGUCUCGUUGGAUAAAGUAACAAAUCUAGUUAGUAAAAUAAGUAUUGUCCCGUAAGUAGUUUCUUCGCUCCGGCCCGAGUGACCACUCGGGCCGGGAGCGGAGAAGGACGGCUGUUUUCGCAGGCUGCGUAAGUAGAAUAUGGCAAAUCAUGUGUUUUCCAAAUAAAAUAACUAAACAAAUAGAUGAAUAAACAAAUAAAUAAAUUAGUAUAUUUUAAAACAGAGAUCACCCGACUCGUUCAGGACCGCGCUCCCUGGCGCUGUUCAGGCUCAGCCUCGUUCGCAGGGUCUCUCAUUUUACUGCCAGGCUCUGUCUGGCUCACUACCGUUUCAAUCAUGCAGGCUUGACACCUUUGAUGGGGGAAGGGUUGCUAUAUCGCAGGGAUUUUGCUGCAUGCUUGAUCAAUGAUGAUGCGAAAACUAUAAUCAAGCAAGUAUAUAGCAAGUGCAUUGUUGACAAAAAAAAAAUGUCAGUAGUUUUGCCGAUUUUUCAUAACUAAUUUCUCAUGACAUAAAUUAUCCGACUUUUUCAACUGAUGAAAGGGCCUAUAUCAGCUGUCUUCAGUACAUUAGUACAUGGUAGUUUUAGAUAUCCGUUUAUGUCAUAAAUUGCAAUAUUUUGAGUGCCCUUUGACUUAGCGACGCCAUUUUUAUGAUAGUGUCCCUUGGAAUGUAAACCUAACAACAUAAAUCAGGUUAAAUCAGGAAGCGGACGGCCAUUGCCAAGCCAGGCCUUCAUUUUAAUGUACACCAUUUAUAAUCAGAACGUUCUUCGCAUGAAUUACAACGCUCAAUUUGCAUUUCUAUGCCAAUACGGCAAUGUCAAUGUGACCGCCCAGAUGCUUACAUGUCUAAAAGAAUUUACUUGAACUGGACGUACGUCAUAGAAAACAAAGAAAACUAAGAUAUCUUAAUUACUGAAACACAAUAUUGAAAUUCCUUGUCACGAACAACACCACCAGAUCCUCGAGCACAGCAUCUCUGACACGAUCAACGAUUUAUCGCUUUUUAGCAGUGAGAGUGGCUUUAAAGCUAUUUAUGUGGAUAAUAUGCCCUUGUGGAUUCUGAAAGAAAUGCAAGACACGAUUUUUUGGACGUCAUGUCUAGCCUGUGUUCUGCUGUUGAUCUACUGGCGAGGAGUGGCUAGCUUCUCUGUUCUCAAAAAUCUUCCGAUCCCCGGGCCUCGUCCAUGGCCUUACGUUGGAAACCUGCCCGACAUCAUCAGAUACGGGGGAAUGCAUAAUAUGUUAUGGGAGUACUCCAAGAGAUACGGUCGUGUGUUCAAGAUGGGCUUCGGCCGAAGACCCACUGUGGUAGUCACUGAUCCGGAGAUGAUCAAGCAAAUUACCAUUAAAGAGUUUCACAAGUUCCAGAACAGAUGGUUUCCCGAAGUAAAUCCGCCGAUCAAUUCGUUCUUAUUCAUUGCUAAAGAUGAGCAGUGGAAGAAAAUUCGCACGACUCUGUCGCCAACUUUUAGCGCGAUGAAGCUUAAAGACGUCAUACCACUGAUGGAUGAAGCCGCAGAGAUUUUAGCUGGAAAACUAAAACUGGCUGCCGCAAAAACAGGCAAGAGUAUCGACGUGAAUGAGCUGUUUAGUUUGUUUGCUUUGGAUGUGAUCAUCUCAGCAGCGUUCGGCAUCCAGGCUAACAUCCAAACCGACGCAGAUCCUGAAAUGGUGAACAAGGCUAAAACCGUGUUCAGGACUCCUCUGUGGGUACGAGGCUUUUCCAUGUUUCCUUUCUCCGACUACCUCAGCAAGAAGUUCAACAUAAGCCCCUUAAAUCACACGGAUUACUUCCUGGGGCUAGCUCGAGCCAUCUACGAUGUUAGGAAGACGCAGGAAGUCCCCAGCCGAAGGGACCUGUUGCAGCUAAUGCUAGAGGCGCAACGGCAGGAGACUGGGGCUUAUGGCAAGAGACUCACAGACGACGAAGUACUAGCGCAGUCUGUCAUCUUCAUGGUGGCAGGUUUCGAAACUACGGGAAGCACACUGUCUUUCAUGGCAUAUCUUCUUGCCAAACACCCUGACGUGCAGGAAAAGCUGCUCGAGGAACUCGACGAGGCCGUUGAAAACCGCGGUGACAUUCCUCUCUACGACUUUGUCAACAGUCUGGAUUAUCUCGACCGGGUUUUGAGUGAAGUCUUACGGCUUUAUACCCCAGGGUUCUUAAUCCACCGGAGAUGCAAUGAGGCGUGUAUAUUAAACGGCUUAAGUAUUCCAGCAGGUGUUGAUGUCUUUAUGCCGCCGUAUGUUCUCCAUCGUGAUCCACUGUUGUGGCCAGACCCCGAGAAGUUUGAUCCUGAUAGAUUCUCCGCCAAGAACAGGGAAGGCCAGGAAGCCUACUCUUACAUGCCGUUCGGCAUGGGUCCUCGACAAUGCAUCGGAUUUCGAUUUGCUCUGCUGGAGAUGAAGACUGCCAUGUUCAGGGUUCUGUCAAAAGUAAAGUUCCAGACAGCUGAUGACACAGUGGCCCAGUUGAACUUUCGGUCUGUUUUGAUCAUGCAGCCGCGUGAUCCUAUCUCCUUGGAAAUAGUGGCUCGGUAAAAUUUCAGUUCCGGGAGGCAUAACAUUGACCAAGAGAAGAUGAAGAGUGACACACUUAAUCCUCCAUGCCUCAAGCUAUUUUCAGAUGUAGUACCCAGUUCUCCCGUGGAUACUACCACGAUGUUUUCUUGGAGGAUGAAAAUGCGUGAGUGAAAUUCGUGUCACAGGAAUGUCUAUUUUCAGAUCCUCCAAGAAUUUGUUUGGUCGGUAGUGGUCUAAUUAGAGAUAAGAGGGAUUAGCUUAGGAAUAAGAUCUAUAUGAGGGAUUAUUAAUAAUUCUGUCACCCUUCAUCUUCUUUUGCAAUGAACCGGUAUAUGGACAGAGUGCUGUUUUCCUCUCCAGUUUCAAGCUUUGUAUACAUUUGCAUAUAUUCGCACUCAAGAUCCCUUUGAAGCUCUCCUAAAAGGCUUCUUCUAUAUUUUGCUCUUAAUUUCGUUAUCAAUAUUUUGGCAACAAUUUUAUUCGGACAAAACCAGAUUACAAAACGGGUUGCAAUUAGUUUCCCUGAAUUUACAAAACUUCGUGUAUUUUACAGAGGUCCUAACUUUCAUACCUAUCAUACACGCUAUUAACAACCAUUGGAAUUAGGACGAGGAGAAAAACUAAAACAAAAACAAACUCACAUAUAGCUUUCUUUGUAUGUUUACAGAAUUCCAUUCACUCACCCACCUAAGUUAUAUUAGUAAACAUCUGCUAGCGAUCUAUCACGAAUGCCGUGCUCUUAUUUAGAUUUUAAAUAAAGUUUAGAACGACUAGUAGAUUUAUACUAUAAAAAACAUUAGUUAGACGCUGUCGAAUUUCUACGCGUGAUAGUUGACUCGAGCUGCGCCCUCGUCAACCACCCCUGCCGCGAGACAUCACGCGAUAGAAAUUUCGAGCUCAGAAUCUAAUUGUUAGUAGUAGGCCUCCGUCGGUCAGGGUUGACCAUGGGUAGCAUCCUAGUUGUCUUCUUGGCUGGAGCACCGGUGUCUGGCUGUAGAGGCCGAUGCGGAGUGACAGUCUCUGUUGCAGAGGCUGCAUUUGUGUUCUGUCUCUGGUCUGUCGAGGCUGUCGCUUUGUUUUCUGCGGACUCGCCUCUUUGUGGCGGCUUGUGUCAGCUUCUCCUCCCCUGAUUUGAGGUGUUUGGUCAGGGCUUCUCUCCACUUGUUAGAUACAUACAUAUAGUAUAAUUCACAGCAAGAACAAUAACUUACACUGUAUUAAAAUGCUGAUUUUCAAUUUGCAUUCGUCCUUCACUAUAGAGAAUUCGCUUGUAAGGAAAGCAAGAAAGGCUUCUAAACAGUAAUUUUCUAAUCAUAAUAGAGUAUUUGUCUUACGAUGUGGUCACUUGUAAUGUUGAUCGCGACGUUUCUACUGCAUACUGCUGAUCUUCAUCAGGCGAUAAGGUCGACGUCACCUAUAAAUCACGUUGCUCCGCAAUGAUUGGUUGGUUUUCAACAGCGGUGAUUGGCGCAUUUCGAUUCUCACUGUUUGUGUGAAUACAGUCGUUCUCUCGGUGCUCCGCUGUCGCACCGCUCUCUUGUUGUUGUGUUUCUUGAUCAUGGACAUGCGCACUUGUGGAAUUUCUAUUCACCUAUCCCUGUUGAUGUUGUCAGUUGUGAGUUGGCUGACCCAUACUUUCCCACGAUCAUGUUACCGACUAUGUUGUAAUCAGUGAUGAAUUUUUACCGGGUCUAAACAAUGAUUAAAGAUUAAAGAUUAUAGUAUAUAUAUGACUGGGUUUAUGAAAACCGUGUCAGUACUUUGCACCAAAUCACCCAUAUGCACUUUGAUUUCUCGACUCCUAAAGACUUUAAAAUAACUCCAAGCGAUGACCAAAAAAAAAAAAAAAAA